Messenger RNA from Ooceraea biroi (clonal raider ant), 1023 nucleotides. RefSeq lists its product as uncharacterized. The record is from RefSeq and is a predicted model, not a curated record. Lineage: Eukaryota; Metazoa; Arthropoda; Insecta; Hymenoptera; Formicidae.
GGCCACCCUGCAUUCUCGUGCUGUUUGUGUAGAAGUUUGUUUGAAAACUCAAACUUUUAUCCGAAUCGCAAGUAAAGAAUGUCUUGACUUGAUAUGUAAAAUAUGUAUAAAAGAUAAUACAUCACUACUAGAGAGAGUGCAAUAAAUUAAAUUUUGGAGCACUCUUAUCUACCUUGCUUUAGUGCAACUUGAUAUGGACGACAUAGAACGUUUUAUAAAGACUCUGCAACGGAGAAGACAGGCUGAUCAGUGCAAGCUGGAGCACCUUGACGUGGCAUCUGAUGAACACAGGAAAUUAAUGAAAAAAGUGCGCGAUCUAAGCAAAAAAAUAGAACAGCGCAAGGAGAACAUCACGAAGCAUCUCAACAUGAUCACGGCGCACAAGCAUUCCAUACACAAGAUCAUACACUCAGCAAACGAUAUUUCAGGCUUGCCAGUUCCGCAUGAUUACGCACAAGACAUGAGGACGAUGUUUACUGACGUGAUUGACUUCUUGAACAACGGAGGAGACACUUGUAAAGCUCUCGGCGAUGUGAAGGAAAAUAACAUGGAUCCUGUGGAGCUGAUUCAAGCCGUGACAACAUGCACCGAAGCUGCCGGAAAGCAGUUGUAUCAAACAAAGUGCAGUAUUACACAACUGGAAAUGUUGAAAGAAGACAUAGCAGUACUUCAACAACACAUCUUGAACAAUAGCGAUACUGUUGAAGAUGCAAGUAUCAGCUUGUCUUUCAGUAAUGGAUCAACGGACAGUGGAUCGACUCUCAUUAAAUAAGUACGUCGAUUAUUAUUUAUUGCAACCAUUCACAGUACAGAAAAUAUUAAACGGGUUUCCGUGGAAAAGCUACAUUUCGUACAUAUCUGUCGAACGUUAUCAAAGUUUCAUGGCAGUCAUGUAUUUAAUAUUAUCCAGUUGGUCGUCCAGACUCAAUUUUAACAUCACUAAUCGAGGGUCCACGACUUCCUGAAAACAAUCGUGUAUAUUUUUGUAAAGUAUUAAUAAAUUAUAGAUUAUUUGAUUAACAA